Messenger RNA from Elaeis guineensis (African oil palm), 3144 nucleotides. The record is from RefSeq and is a predicted model, not a curated record. Lineage: Eukaryota; Viridiplantae; Streptophyta; Magnoliopsida; Arecales; Arecaceae.
CCCUUCCGCCCCCUAGCUCCCGCUUGCGCUACCCUCUUCUUCUUGCUAUUUUCCCUCCCUCUCUCGGUUUUUUCUGUCCUUGUUCCCCUUUUUUGGUCGUCGUCGUCCUCCUCCGGACUCGCCUCCUUCCCUCUUCGCUCACUGCUGCACUCUCGUUCCCUCCACCGCCUUAAAGCCCUAGCUGUUUCAUCGCUCCCUCGGGAUCUCGGCUUGCUGGAGUUCCUGAACUCGUUGCGCGUCGGCGCCUGCGAUUCGAGGAGGUGGCCUGUAUGGUCGUUAAUCUUAUUGUUAAGCUUAUUGUGAUUCAGAGGGGGAAGGUAGUAACACACAUGGAUUCCGUGAACCUGGAUGGUUUUCUGGUAUAUGGGUGAUAUUUCUGAAGUUUUCUCAGGCACUAUAAAUCUCCUGCCUGUGACUCUUUAUUCUUUCAACACAGCCCUUCCACAGCAACAGAGCAUCCUGAGGUCUGGGUGGCUUCCUCCAUUUGAUUCACACCUUGCAGGAAUUCUUGGCUGCUUUGCUCUUUUUGAUCAUGACAUCAUUGGCUGUGAAUCAUCAGAUAUUGUAGCCUAACUGCAACAGCAAGUGUUAACCACAUUGUGUUUCGUUUCCUGAAAUGGAUCGUUGUGAUACAUCAGGAUUUGUUAGUGGAGGUGGCAAGCAUUCCUUCAGAUGUUUCUAACUUAGUUAAAUAUUGUUAGCCAUCUGUCCUGGAAGUCAGUCUAACUGGUUUUUUUCAAUUAAUAUCUGGUUGACAUAAGAGGUCUUCUACGUGACAUAGUAAUGAAUACCAGCAUUCCUAACUCAGGAUUUGCUGUCAACCUCCUCUCUUUACAUGCUAUUGGCUCUUGGAGUGACGUUCAAUCAGGAGCUGAAUAUUGCACAGAUGUUACAUUGCGAAUUGAUUCCCCUGGUAUCGCCAAUCUGUAUAGUUCCAACGCUAAAGAGACACAGAGGAAGUGGGGUGAUAUCAAUGGAUUGGAGGGUCCUGAGCACCCUUUACUUGGACUGGGUUUAGGGCGGUCACUGAGUUCCUCCGACAUUAGCAAGGGUAGCUCAACAACUGCUUGCACCAUGUCUUCAGUGAAGGAAACUGAUGAGGAAUCAUCAGCAGAUAUGGAUUUGAAUUUGCAGCUUCAUCUUGGCAAUGAGAAUAUGCCCAACCCUAAGAAAUCCUCUGUUGCUACUCCCAAGGCAUCGGGAACAAGGGCAGUGUAUGAUCUCCAGCUUAAUCUAUCAACUGGCCCAUCUGAAUCUGUUAUUGCUGGUAUCACCCCCGUCUCAGGGCAACUUCAGAACAGGUUGGACACAUCAAUAGUGAUCAAUCAAGUGCCAACAGUUGAUGAAGGAUCAGCAUCAUCUUGCUGGAUAUUUGGAAGUUAUAUGACACCAUCUUUAUAUACUUCAGAGACAGCUAGCAGCUUUCCUUCCAAACAAAAGAUUCAUGCUCAAGCUGAUCCGGUUGCAGUUGUCCCAGACCUUGCAUCAACCAUGAUGCAAACAAUGAAAAUCCCAGUUGCCUGUUCUUCCGGGGUUUCUCAUCCACAGCAAUGCUACAGCACCACAAAAACUUGUCAGUACCAGGGAUGUGGGAAAGGAGCAAGAGGUGCUUCUGGACUAUGCAUAGCCCAUGGUGGGGGACGAAGAUGCCAGAGACCUGGAUGUUACAAGGGAGCUGAGGGCAGGACCAUCUUUUGCAAGGCCCAUGGAGGUGGUCGGCGAUGCCAAUACCUUGGCUGCACAAAGAGUGCUGAAGGCCGCACUGAUUAUUGCAUUGCCCAUGGUGGUGGUCGGCGCUGCAGCCAUGAGAGCUGCACCCGAGCUGCUAGGGGAAAAUCUGGUUUAUGCAUCAGACAUGGAGGUGGCAAGAGGUGUCAGAGGGAGCAUUGCACAAAAAGUGCUGAAGGUUUCUCUGGCCUCUGCAUCUCCCAUGGAGGUGGAAGGCGCUGUCAAUUCCUAGGAUGUUCAAAGGGCGCACAAGGGAGCACAAUGCUCUGUAAGGCGCAUGGCGGUGGAAAGAGGUGCACAUUUUUGGGGUGCACUAAAGGUGCUGAAGGGAGCACUCCUUUCUGUAAGGGACAUGGUGGAGGGAAGCGCUGCUUAUUUCAGGGUGGAGGUGUGUGUCCAAAAAGUGUGCAUGGUGGAACCCAGUUUUGUGUUGCCCAUGGUGGCGGGAAGAGGUGUGCUGUUCCUGGAUGCACAAAGAGUGCUAGAGGGCGAACGGAUUUCUGUGUUCGGCAUGGUGGGGGCAAGCGAUGCAAGUUCGAAGGGUGUGGGAAGAGCGCCCAGGGGAGCACUGAUUUUUGCAAGGCACAUGGAGGAGGUAAGUGCUGCUCAUGGGGCCAUGUAGGGUCAAAUUUUGGUGUUGGUGCCCUGCCUUGUGAUAGGUUUGCUAGGGGCAAGAUUGGUCUCUGCACUGCACAUACUGCCCUUGUGCAAGAUCAUUGUGUUCAUGGUGGGAGCACACUGGGAUCUUCAGUUAUGCAGUGCCCAACACUGGUUAAAACUGAGAAAAUGAAGGAUAUCACUGUUGAAGAAGAUGUAUUGUCGAGGAUAGGCGAGGAUGGAGACAGUUUUGUAGGAUGGAAUGGUUCUGAUAUGAAAAAUAUUAUGGCCCACCUGAUCCCUUGCCGUUCCGGGUCAGCUUCACUUCCAGAAGGAAGGGUGCGUGGAGGGAGUCUAAUGGCAAUGCUGGCUAGCAGUGCAGGCCUCCGAAGCAACUGCACAAGCCAAUCGGUUGGGGGCACUACAGAGCAGGGUGUGUCACAUCCCAGGAUGCAUAGGUGGGUAUAAUGGCAAGAGCAUGCUUUCCUAUAUUCUUUCUUGUAUCAGGUUUUGAUCUUAGUUCUGGCAUAGUGUGGUCUGCCUGGUUAGUGUUUGUUGAAAGUGAUUUUGCUGCCGGGGAUGAAGUCACUAUUUCACAUUCAUUAAUUAUACGUGCUUGAACUUGGAUGUGAUCGUAAGGCCCUCUUGUGCAAAAAAAUAAAGUUGGGGGAGGCAAAGUUCUAGUGCAGGCUUGCUAGUUUUUCUUCCUUUUCUUUUUCCAGUUACUGUAAACAUGGCUCGUGUGUAUAGCUGUAUAGCCUUGUCUGCUUUGUGUGGAGAACAUCUGAAUUUCAGUUAUGGAGAAAAUCUUAGUUUCAC